Prorocentrum cordatum is the source of this 2427-nucleotide messenger RNA. The record is from the annotation of a GenBank genome assembly. NCBI's taxonomy places the organism in Eukaryota, Dinophyceae, Prorocentrales, Prorocentraceae.
CUUGGGGGCCUCUUGGGGUGCCUCUUGGGGGCCUCCUGGGGGCCUCUUGGGGGCCUCCUGGGGCGCCUCUUGGGGGCCUCCCUGGCGCCUCCUGGGGGCCCCUCGGGGCCGAGGGCUCGGCAGCCGCAGGCCCGACGCAAGGGCCCACAGCCAGGGGAUGCGUCCCCCGAGGGCUGCGGCCGCGGCGACGGCUCCGAGCCCGCGGCAGCCCCGUCGGAGGCCGAGUGGGCACGGUGACCCGCGCUGACCUGGCACCGGCGACUGCGACGACGCCGCUGUGCGCUGGCCCGCUCACUCCGAGUUGCUUACUGAGCGUCGGGGGGGGGGCGGCACCCCCGCCGACAGCCCCGCCGCGACCCCCGUCGCGGGCAGCCACCGCGCGCCAAAGGCGCUCCGACCCCCGUCGCGGCGAGACGGCGAGGCGAGGUUGACCCCCGUCGGGGGGGGGGCCCCCCACGCUUGUGAAGAAACCCAGAGUACUCGCAGACCCAGGACCAGAGCAAAUACCUUCCCAGAUCUUCGACGUCGUACUGGUGAAGCGAGCUGCUAUUACUGCUGUUGCCAGCGUCGCCGCGCUAUAUUAUGCAAAAGGUUGCUCCACGGCUGCCGCUGCCGCCCCCCCAUGCAGGAGGCGGACCCCGAGGACUGCAGGACGCACGAUUUCAUAAAGGCCAUCGAGUACGUCGGGUGGGAAGGGAUGCGUGGGGGCCAAGAGACCCUCUCCGCGCAGGCUGAAACGGUGACGGAAGUCCUUCUUCUUCGGGCCGCCUUCUUUCUCGUGUGGGUGUCGGUAUGGUUCGGCCUCAUCGUUCACCUCGUCAUCGUCUCCUCCGCAGGGUGUCCUGGCAACCUAGGCCCUUUGGAUGCCCUGGCCUGCGUCACGUGGGCCAUGGCUGAUGGCGCUGGACGCGUCUACGAUAGUAGCGACACCCUUGCCUUCCAGAGCGGCGGCUCGGUCUUCGCGCGGGAGCACGUCGCCAAGGCUGUCGUUCAGAGCGUCGGCCUGGAGGAGGUCUACGGCGUCAUCCUGAAAUACGAGGGUCUGGGAGCCGCGGCUGACUUCACGAGUGCCCCCGGCGGCGACAAUCACAUCAUGCACGUCUGCCCGCGCUGCACGACGCCCUCCUUCGAGCCGAAAGAGUGGAUGCGAUAUGCGGAGCAGGCCAGCUACGGGAGGAUCCACUUCAUUCAACGGACCCUGGGGCAUGAGCCGUCCGAGCAGGCGGAGAUGGUCUGCUGUGGCCAUGAUGCUGUGGAGCAGGAGGUCAUCCUGGCCGUGCUCAGGUGCUGGGCCGGGGGGGCGCGCGCCCCGCUGCCGCCGCCGGCCGGCGCCGGCCGGGCGGCCCCGCGCGGCCGCGAACGGUGGAACCCGGCGAGGUCGGAUGGCGCUGGCCUCUCCAACGCGGCCCGGCAGGUCCGCGGAACAACGGGCCAAGUGUCCAACCAGCUCGCCAGCUUCGCCCCCCUAGCGCUGAAGGUGCAACUGGCGGGCAGCGAGCAGGCGGCCGGCCUCCUCGAGCAGCCCGAGGACAUCGGCGGCGACGGGGCGGGCGUCCAUCGCGGACAACGCCCCGCCAGUGUGCGACAGCCGCCAGCGAUGCGCGAGCUGCUCGGCCUCGACGACAGGCGCGUCGCGGCCUGGCCCCCGCAGCUGUGCGGGUGGGCGGUCUGCAUCGGCGGGGGCAGUGGCGAGGUCCCGCCGAGCAAGUGGGGCAGCCCCUUCCCCGUCAAUCGCCGCGGCAGGAAGGUCGCCGCCGCGGCCUGCGCGGACUGGUGUCCGACGCGGCCAGUCCUGGUCGAGGAGAGGGGGUCGCUGGCCGGGGUGGCUGGCGGCCGGCGGCUCGUGCUCGUUGUGGCGGCGGCCGGGGCGCAGAGCCCCCCGCGCGCCCCACGGGCCCGGCGCGGCGCGCGUCGGGCGCAUCCUGGGCAGCUCGCGAGGAUGGCUGGCGGCGGAGCCCGGGCCCACCUGUUCCCUCCUGGCGGAGCCCGGGCCCACCUGUUCCCCCCGCUGGACGUGCGCGCCGGCAGGCCAUCGCCGCAGCGCAGGGCGAGCGCAGCAGCGUGGCAGGGUCUGCCAGCUCCCUGUCCCUGUCAGUUUCGACGGCGCUCAAGAGCGAGGACCGCUGCCCUGCAGCAACCGGGCCCUCCGCGAGGGCGCCGCUGCAGCUGGCCUCCCCCCCCCGAGCGCCGCUGGUGCGGCGCAUGUCGUCGGGGGAUCUGCGGCGCUCCGGCAUCGAGGUGGCAGGCCUCUCAUUGUCGCCGCCCCAGCGGAGUUCCUCGCUCUCGGAGGGGCGGGGGCCCAACAACGCGUCUGGCCGCAGCGAGCAGGAGCCCAGCGCCCAGCGCGAGCGGCGCGCAGCGAGCCUGGCGCCCAGCGCCAGCGUGGAGGCCUCGCCGGGCGCCUGGCGCCGCAUUGCCAGCGCAGAG